Molecule: messenger RNA, 1488 nt
Organism: Caenorhabditis briggsae
Lineage: Eukaryota; Metazoa; Nematoda; Chromadorea; Rhabditida; Rhabditidae
Exons: 4
Coding region: 1-1488 (495 amino acids)
Biological process (GO): protein dephosphorylation
Molecular function (GO): protein serine/threonine phosphatase activity; cation binding
Source: RefSeq, a predicted model, not a curated record
AUGGGCGCUUAUUUAAACAGGCCAGUGGUCGAAAAGGAGAAAGAGGAAGGCUCCGGUGACAAGUUCAGCUAUGCCUGUACCACAAUGCAAGGCUGGAGAGCCAGUCAGGAGGACGCUCACAACUGUGUUGUCGAUCUUCACCCCGAAUGGCACAUGUUCGCAGUUUACGAUGGUCAUGGUGGAACCGAAGUGUCCAAAUUCACAUCUGCAAAGCUUCCCGAAUUUCUGAAAGAACGCAAAUUCUGGGAGUCCGAGGACAUUGGAGAGUGUCUUCAGAAGGCGUUUGUCGAUUUUGACGACUUCAUUCGCGCCGAAGACUCGAUGAAGCUUCUCAAGGAAAUUGCCAACGAGGGAAAGCCACGUAGAACGCCAGGAGACGAUGCUCAAGACGAAGCGGAUCGUAUCGAUACCAUAGAGGAGUCUGCGAUUCCGAUUACCGAGCUUUUGAAACAGUAUGGAGGAGGUGUUGGUGGUGGAUUAGGAAAAAGUCUGCUCCGAGCUUUCUUGCAAAAUAGAGGCGACGACUCUGACUCUGAUGAGGAUGAGGAGAUGAAUGAGGCCGAGGGUGAGGAAGAAGAGGAAGCUGAAGAGGAAGAUGGUCAAGAGAAGAAGGAGAAUACAGAUGAUGCUGAUGUUGAGGUUGAUAUUCAGAAGGAUGCCGAGAAAGGAGACGUUGAGGAAGAGGAGGAGAAAAAAACGAAGAAGGUUCAGAAGAGAUGCAGCAAGUCUCCAAUUCAAUCGGAAGCUAAGAAGUCUAAGUCAGACGAGUCUGAGGAUGCAAAGGCUUCGUCGUCAAGCGGUCAAGAAAAAGGCGCUGAAGUUGAAGAUGAAGAGUCUUCGGACAACGACUUCGUUGCUGAUGAAGAAGCAGAGGAUGAGGACCAAUCGGACGAGGAGACCGAAGCGCCCGAUUUCGGCCAACUCAUGCUCGGCGGAGGAGGAAUCGAGGUUCCAGGCGAGGACUCUGGAACCACCGCUUGCGUCGUGCUCGUCGGAAACGACAAAGUUAUUGUUGCCAACGCAGGCGACUCUCGUGCAAUUCUCUGUCGCGCUGGAAAGGCCAUCGACUUGUCUGUAGAUCACAAGCCAGAGGAUGACGUAGAGACAAAGAGAAUCCACGCAGCCGGUGGAACUAUCGAAGACGGACGUGUCAAUGGAGGUCUCAACUUGUCGCGCGCUUUUGGAGACCACGCUUACAAGAAGAACCACGCUCUUCAUCUCAAGGAUCAGAUGAUUACCGCUCAUCCAGACAUCAAAAUCGAGUCUCUUACUCCAGAAGACGAAUUCCUCGUAGUUGCUUGUGACGGAAUCUGGAACUCGAUGGAAUCUCAGCAAGUUGCCGAUUUUGUCAGCAAGCUGCUUGCCGAGGGUAAGACAUGCGCCGAAGUCUGUGAUGCUCUUUGCGAUGCCUGUCUGGCUGAGAGCACCGAAGGAGACGGUACCGGAUGCGACAACAUGACAGUCAUUUGCACCAAUUUCAAGCGCUAG